AUGCGAGUUCUUUGUGUGGCAGAGAAACCUUCCAUAGCUCGUUCAAUCAGCUCAAUUCUCUCUGGCGGGCGUCUGGAAACACGUCCAACGUCUAAUAGAUUUAUCAAGAACUUUGAUUUCGAUUACCCGCAAACCAACUCACAAUUUACAGUAACUGCCGUCUCUGGUCAUUUGCUAGCCCACGACUUUCCAGAGGAGUACAGACAGUGGAAUUCUUGUGACCCUAUUACGCUGUUCGAUGCACCCAUUCUGUCCUCAGUACCCGCAGACAACAAGAGUAUCGAACGUAAUCUCUUGACUGAAGCGCGCAGAGCAGACACCCUUAUGAUUUGGACAGAUUGUGAUCGCGAAGGAGAGAACAUUGGGAGCGAGAUUGCUAAGGUAUGCCGGAAAUCACGUCCACAAAUCGUUGUGAAGAGAGCUAGAUUUAGUGCCAUCAUUCCUCACACCCCUGUCGAUCUUGAUGUGGCUCAAGCCCAUGCUGUCGAGGCGCGCAUCUUCCUUGACCUGAGAAUAGGUGCCGCAUUCACACGUAUGCAAACUCUUACACUGCAGACACGGCUUGCCCAGUUUCGUGAAAAGAGAGAAGUUGUCUCAUAUGGUCCUUGUCAAUUUCCGACGCUCGGGUUUGUCGUUCAAAGAUACAAUCAAGUCAAGUCCUUCGUUCCUGAAGACUUCUGGUACAUCAACUUUUCUGUGGAUCGUGAUGACAAGAAGGUCGACUUUAACUGGAAAAGGGGGCACUUAUUCGAACCCGAUAUCGUUGCUGAAAUAUACGAGGAGAUUUUGCAGAGUCCCAGUGCUAGAGUGGUGAAGGUGACACAGAAAGAUGUCAAAAAAUACAAACCACUCCCAUUAACAACCGUAGAGCUACAGAAAGCAGGAUCCAGAUUAUUAAGGCUUGCUCCCAAGAAGGUCCUCGAUAUUGCGGAGAAACUUUACCAACAAGGCUUUUUGUCAUAUCCACGCACAGAAACAGACCAAUAUGAUCCUCAGUUCAAUUUCAUGACACUCAUCGAGAAGCAAACCGUUGAUCCUGCUUGGGGAGGAUUCGCCACUGGCCUGCAUGAGGGCAAUUUUAAUACUCCAAGGCGGGGUAAAAAUAAUGACAAGGCUCACCCACCCAUCCACCCCACUGCUCAUGCAGGGAACCUUGCUGGUGACGAGAAGAAGGUAUACGAAUUCAUCACCCGGCGCUUUCUUGCAAGUUGUAGCAAGGAUGCGGAAGGCAAAGAGACAAUUGUGCAAGUGGAUUAUGGCGGUGAAGAGUUUAAUGCAACCGGAUUGAUUGUCCUCCAGAAAAAUUACCUAGAAGUAUACCCAUAUGACAAGUGGUCGGCAAAAGAGAUACCGAACUUUCAGGAAGGAGAACAGUUUGUACCUACAGUAUGCGAAGUCAAGGAUGGCCAAACUUCUUCGCCGUCCCUCCUCACUGAGGCGGACUUGGUUACCCUCAUGGACAAGAACGGCAUCGGCACUGAUGCUACGAUUGCCCAGCACAUUCAGACGAUUGUCGACCGGGAGUAUGUCAUCGAACGCAUGGAUGGUGCAACAAAACAUCUCAUGCCCUCAACGCUUGGGAUUGGGCUUGUAGAAGGAUAUAAUGAGAUUGGUUUUGAGAGAAGCUUAUCAAAGCCGCAGCUCAGGCGCGAAACAGAACGCAGCAUGGUUCGAGUUUGCGAAGGCACGAAAACCAAAGCAGACAUGCUCACCGAGAGCAUCGAACAAUAUAGGGAGAUGUAUGUUCUCGCAAAAAGAGAGUUCGACAAGGUUGUAUCUAGCGUGCGCAGGUACAUUGAACGUAACGCAGGGGCAAACCAGGGUGGCGGCGGUGGCAAUGGUGGUGGUGGCGGCGGCGGAAGGGGUAGAGGUGCAGGUGCAGGAAGGGGUGCCGGUCGUGGAAACAAUGAUGAUAAUGAUAACGACAAUGGAGGUCCCCCACCGGGAGGUGCCGGCCGUGGUCGCGGUCGAGGGCGACCACGCGGACGGGGCACUGCAGCUCCAGCAUCUAGAGGCCGUGGACGAGGAACUGCUAAGACCGCCCCACCUCGACCUUCCAACGAUAUUGAUGCAGCUGCUCCCCGGCCUAACCCCUUGCCUUCUUCAAGCAUGACGCCCGAAUGUGAAUGCGGUGUUCCAUCUCAGCGCAAAACAGUUACACAGAAGUCAGCUCGUGAAGGCAAGGAGUUCUAUGCGUGCGGAGUCGGUGAAGGAUGUGGGUUUUUCAAAUGGUGCGAUGACGGACCGGUUGGUAUGCCUGCAAAUCCCAUGCCGCUGGUCCCAGCCAAGCGCGCAUUGGCUAGCGAACGUUCGGUGGACACCGUUGGACGACAAUGUCAAUGUCGUGAAGACGCAGCACGGCGUACUGUCACCAAAGAGGGGCCAAAUAAGGGACGAAUAUUCUGGGGAUGUUCCAAAGGAAAGGACGCCGGGUGUGAUUUCUUUGAGUGGGACGAUGAAUUACCCAAACCUAAGAGUGCUGCUACUCCACGUCCCAUGUCGUCUCGAUCAGUAACCCAAAACGACUCAAAUUCCAGUAGCGGAAAGUGCUUCAAGGUUCGUGUGCCCACGUAA
Suillus bovinus is the source of this 2574-nucleotide messenger RNA. RefSeq names its product DNA topoisomerase. The transcript is spliced from 12 exons. Gene Ontology annotation, cellular component: nucleus. Gene Ontology annotation, biological process: DNA topological change. Lineage: Eukaryota; Fungi; Basidiomycota; Agaricomycetes; Boletales; Suillaceae. The record is from RefSeq and is a predicted model, not a curated record. Gene Ontology annotation, molecular function: zinc ion binding; DNA binding; DNA topoisomerase type I (single strand cut, ATP-independent) activity. The coding region runs from base 1 to 2574 and encodes 857 amino acids.